UGGGUGGAUAGCAUCAAAAUUCACAGAGAAGCUCCAACUGCUUUGUGACAAGGACACGCAAACGUGCAGCAGCUGCAACAAGUUCUCAAGACUUUGGACUGCUGAGGAAUAAAUCAUGACAACAUACAAGCUCACCUAUUUCACUUUCAGAGGAAAGGCAGAGCUCAUUCGCUACCUCUUUGCCUAUAUGAAUACAGAGUAUGAAGACUGCAAAAUUGAUAUGAAAGACUGGUCUGAACACAAGUCUUCUUAUCCAUUUGGAAAACUCCCGGUUUUAGAAAUUGAUGGGGUUGUUCAUUAUCAGAGCCUUGCUAUAGGCAGAUACUUGGCCAGAAAAGCAGGUCUGACAGGGAAGACGGAGCUGGAUGACCUUCAUCUUGAUGCCAUAUUGGACACCAUUGAUGAUUUUGUGUCACAAUUGCCCUGGUACAUGGAAGAAAAAAUGAAAGAAUAUGUGGAUAAAAAUAGUCCUGCAAUCCUGUCUGGCUUAGAGAAGGAAUUGGGGGAAAAUAAUUGGUUUGCUGGCGAUUAUGUAACAUGGGCUGACUUUUUCUGGGAUGUCUGCAGUGAUAGUGUUAUCUUGUAUGCACCUGACUUGUUAAAAGAUUACCCAAAGCUGAUGGCUCUUAAAGAAAAAGUAAAAGAAGUCCCAGCAAUUGCAGAAUGGAUAAAGAAACGCCCACAGGAACGCACAGAAAUAAGCUUGUUACAAAAAUGAUCCUUAUAAAAUUCACAGAAAUUGUAUAUUUAAAAGCUGAAAGUGUUUAAUCAAGUUUUUUAUUUUCAUGUACAGUAGAUUAACAUCCAACAGAUGAUUAAAAAUACAUUACACAUA
This is a messenger RNA of Rana temporaria (common frog), 835 nucleotides long. RefSeq names its product hematopoietic prostaglandin D synthase-like. Gene Ontology annotation, biological process: glutathione metabolic process. Bases 116 to 718 code for a protein of 200 amino acids. Lineage: Eukaryota; Metazoa; Chordata; Amphibia; Anura; Ranidae. The transcript has 6 exons. Gene Ontology annotation, molecular function: glutathione transferase activity. The record is from RefSeq and is a predicted model, not a curated record.